AAACUUUUCUCUUUACUUCUUAGAUGGAGUCUUCAGGAACUGUAUUCACAUGAACCACAGGGUAUGACUUCUUCCUCUGCCUCCGAUCUUUUUGGGGCUCAGGAGCCUGUUCUACCCUGCUGUGACUGUCAGAAGGCACAACAUUUCCCUGACCACAGCUUCUCCUCUGGAUCGUCAGGAAACAACUCCAGCUUGUCUCACCUUCCUGUCUCGUCUGAGGGGACAAGCUGGCCACUCCAGAGCCAGAUCUCGAUUCUGCCCCAAAAGCAACCUCCUGGGUUCAGGAGCCAGGGCACAUCCCUGCCUUCUUCUCAGCACUCAGAGCUUGGGAAAUCAAAACUCCUUCAGGCUAUGGAAGCUCUUUCACCCUCAAGACCUCAACGCACUUUUAUCAAAACUGCUUUUGAAUCCCAAAAUCUCUGCAAACAACAGAAAUCAAGGGGUGAGAGAAGGAGCAAGGUUCAUUUGAUAUCAGAUCAUGGGCAAAGUUCUAUUUCCAAGGACAGGCCACAAUUCCCACGAUGGGCUCUGAAUAGGUUCUCUCCUUUUGCUAGGAGGGAGUUAGAGGAACACAUGACUUGGAAAGUUUAUACUUUGCAGAAACAAACUGUGCCUCUGCAAGUGAGGAAAUCAUGGGCGAUGGUUUAUGAUCUCACUGAGGUAUAAGGAGGAGUCCCUGAGCCGGAGAAACCCCCACUCUUGCUACUGAUGUCCAUGCAUCAAAGCACUGAGCAAAGUAUAAACAAUAGGUCCCCAGACCUUCCAUCACUUCAUCUCCAUGAGCAUAUCAGAGCGGAAUCUGGAUUACGUGGCACAGAAACAAAACUUUCCCAGUCACUCAUCCUGGGUAAUGUGUCACAACCUGGGGAGGGCCCCCAAAUCCUUGGAUUCAGGCCCGUGGUUACAUCAGUGGGCGCUCCAUCGCCCAAAGAUUUAGGAGUUCACAUAAUUAAAGAGGAAGUCACUUUCCGGCAGAAGGAUCCAAAACAUAGGCUAGAGCUUAGUACAGAGCAGGGGGCCACAGGUCUUCCAGAGGAAAAGACACAACAGCCUACGGGCCAAGUGACUGAUGUGGAGUUGACCCCAAGGCGACCAUACCAAGUUACAGGCGGCAGACAGGUAACUCCACUGGCACUGAGUAAAGCCGUGGAUUCAAUGGGGAUCAUCCCAGAGUCACACUCAGAAGUGACAGAACCAGUGGGUUUGUUCCCACAGCCACCAAAUGAACUUGUGAAACCAAUGGGAGCCAUGGAAAAAGUGAGGGUGAGUCCACAACUAUCACACCAAGUCACAGAAUCAGUGGAGGCCACCCCAUGGCUUCAGCAACAAGUUAUGCAAUUAAAGACGAUGACCCCAGUACCACCAAACCAGGUCAAAGGUAACGUGACAGUAACUCCUGAAGCAUUGCUUCAAGUCAUGGAUUCUAUGGGGAUCAUUGAAAAACUACAUCUUUAUAGAGAAUCAGUGGGAAUGACCCCAAGACCACAAUACCAAGUCUGUGAGUCAGUGAAAAUCAACACGUUGGAUCAUCAAGUCAUAAAGCACAAGCCACAUUUUCAAAAAUUUUCAGAGGUGACUCCUGGGCCAGGCUAUCAAGACACAGAAAAUAUGACGCUGUCUUCUGAUGCUUACGUCCAAGUGGCAUUAACACCAAAACCAAACCAAGGGCUCCCGGUUGAAAAUAUGAAAUCUGUUUUGUCCACUGUGGGACCACAGUGUCACAGCACAACAUCUGUGAAACUGACUUCAGAGCUACAGUUUCAAGGUGUGAAGUCUGAGGAGGAACUGAACCUACUGCCAGGGCAGCAAGAUGUCAAGUUUUCUGAAUUCACAUCAGGGCCAAAGCUUCAAGGUGUCAAGUUUGGGGAGCAAACACCAGCAUCGAUGUUGCAUGGUGUGAAUUCCAUGGAGAUGACUCCAACGUUAGGGCUUCAAGAGUCUGAAGUAUCAAAAGUGUCUCUGGGACUUCAAGGUAUGAAACAGGCAUGUGCAGGGCCAUGGCUACAAGAUGUCAAAUCUUGUGAUCUGACAUGAAGAACUCAAGCUCAACAUGUGAAAUCUUCAGAGUUGACCCCAGAUCCAAAAAUGCCUAUGGAGUUGACCCCAGGACCUGAACAGCAAGGGAUUAAGCCUGACAUGUUACUACCAGAACCACUGUUUCAAGGUGUAAAAUGUUUAGCAGCAGAACAAAUGCCAAGCUUGGAAAGUGACAUUUCCUACAGAGUAAUCUCAGAGCCACAGAUACCAGAUGCAAAAUCUAUGGCACUGCCUCCUGGGUGACAGUUCCCGAGUAUAAACUAUUCUGAGUUGACCAGACCAUGGUUACAACAUAUGAAAUCUUCUGAAUUAUUCCAAGGAUCACCCUUAGAAGAUGUAAAACUUGUGGAGUGUGCCCCAGUUGCAAAGUUUCAAGGUAUAAAAUAUGAGGUGCAAAUCCCAGGGUCACAGCUGGGAAAUAGGAAAUCUGUUGAGUUAACCCCACCACUACAUAUGGGAGGUAGAAAAUCUAUGCACUUGAUACCAAAGCCACAACUGGGAGGUAUCAAAUCUGUGAUGUUAACCCAUGGGCCAUAGGUAGGAGGUAUGAAACAGGUGGAGUUGACCCCUUGCUCAAAAUUUCAUAAUUUGAAAUCUCAGUUGAUCUCAGGGUCAGAGCUGAAAGAUAGGAAAUCGAAGACAGCGUCUAAGACAAAUGAAAUCUGUGUGGCUAACCCCAUGUCUACAAGGUGAGAAACAUGUGGAGAUAACCUCACGGCCACGGAGAGAAGUCAAAUAUGUGAAAAUCACCCCAGAUUCCAAGCCACGAGCUGUGAAAUCUGUUGAUUUGACUCUGUGUUCAAGAACCCCAGAACUGAAAACUGUGGAGCUGGUUCCAGGAACACAACAGCAAGAAGUCAAAGCUGGGACACUGAAACUUGGGCCAAAGAGGCAAGGUGAGGAUUCUGGGCCUUCUGCACCAGGGCCAUUGCUCCAAGGGCCUCAGCUGUGAGGUGUGAAACCUGAAGAACUGACUUCAGAGCCACAAAUGCAAGAUAUGAAAUUUAUGGGGAUUGUCCCAUGCUUAAAGCUCCAAAGUUUGGGAUCUGCCGAGGAGACCCCAGAUCCCCCCAAGCUGCAGUGUGCACAAUCUGUGAAGCAGGGGGUAAAAUCUCUGAAUGGACCCAGAAGACAAAAGUCUCAGGGAAGAAAAUCUGUGGAAUUUGCCCCAAGGCAACAGUUUCAAGAGGUGGCACUGGUGAAUUUAACUCCUGGGCCAGAACAGGGUGGCGAGAGAUCUGUAAUCUCACCAGAUCAGCAAUGCGUGAAUACAGAGCAAUCACAGAGAGGGUCUAAAUCAGAAGAUGGGAAGUCUUUGGAGUUAAUUCCAGGGAGAAAAUUUAAAGGAGGAAACAGCAAACCUCAACUUUGAGUUACAGUCAAAAGAUGUGAAGUCAUCUGAAUUGGCUCCAGAAUCAAACAUAGAAGGUGUAAAACCUAAAGAGUUCAAAUGUGAACCACAAAUGCAAAGCAUCAGGUCUCCCAAAUUGGUAUCAGGACCACAGCUGCACCAAGAGACACACCCCUGAAGUAAACUUCAGAGCCACAGCUUGAAAGUAAGAGAUGUGUUCAGUGGAGACCAGGACCUGAGUCCCAAAGUGUUACAUCGAUACACAUUGGGUCACAACUUCAAGUUGUCCAAUCUGCACAGCUGAAAUUACUGUUACAUUUAAGAGAUGUGAAGUCAUCUGAACUGACUCUAGGGGUACAACAUGUAUGAAGUUCAGCCUUGGGUCACAGCUGCAAGUGUGAAAACCCCUAAGUUCUCCUGAGGACCACAGUUGAAAAAAGGGAAAUUUUUGCCAUCACCUCAGAGCCACAGCUUUAAGGUAGGAAAACUGUGGAGAGGAAUCAAGGGUCACAGCUUGGAGGUAUGAGAUCUAUUCGGUGGAGGCCUGCAUCAGAGUU
Molecule: messenger RNA, 3945 nt
Organism: Manis pentadactyla (Chinese pangolin)
Lineage: Eukaryota; Metazoa; Chordata; Mammalia; Pholidota; Manidae
Exons: 1
Source: RefSeq, a predicted model, not a curated record